Molecule: messenger RNA, 976 nt
Organism: Macadamia integrifolia
Lineage: Eukaryota; Viridiplantae; Streptophyta; Magnoliopsida; Proteales; Proteaceae
Product: auxin-induced protein AUX22-like
Exons: 3
Coding region: 143-751 (202 amino acids)
Biological process (GO): regulation of DNA-templated transcription
Cellular component (GO): nucleus
Molecular function (GO): protein binding
Source: RefSeq, a predicted model, not a curated record
UUGACCUGUCACUGCCUUCUCCAUGUCUGAUGUCUCCUUCCCUUCCCUUCCCUUCCCUUCUCUUCUCUUCUCUUAUAAAACCCAACCCUUCCCUUUCCAAUAUUUCUAUUAACCCAAACAAGAGAAGACAAGGAAUCAAGAAAUGGCAAAGCAGGGUUUAGGGCUUGAAAUUACAGAGCUGAGGUUGGGUCUUCCUGGUGAUAAUGGUAAUGGUCCUUCUAGGGACAACAAGAAUGAGAAUAAGAAGAGGGUUUUCUCUGAGAUCUCCGCCGCGGCGGAUGAUCAGAACAGCUCAAGCAGAGGUGACCACCACCGGAAAAAUCAGAACAACAACAACAACAACAAGACUCAAAUUGUAGGGUGGCCACCGGUUUGUUCUUACCGGAAAAAGAACAAUGCUGCUGCUCAGGCUGAUACAGCUAAACUGUACGUGAAAGUUAGUAUGGAUGGAGCACCUUUUCUUCGCAAAAUAGAUUUGAAGACUCAUAAAGGGUACUCUGAUCUUGGCGUUGGCUUUGAAGAGCUCUUUGGUUGCUACCGCAUCGCAGGUGGCUUGUGGAAGGAUUCAGACAGUUCGGAAUAUAUUCCCAUUUAUGAAGACAAAGAUGGAGACUGGAUGCUCGUUGGGGAUGUUCCUUGGGAGAUGUUUACUGAGUCAUGCAAAAGGUUGAGGAUAAUGAAGAGAUCGGAUGCCACAGGUUUUGGAUUGCAGUCAAAACCAGUCACCAAUGCAGAAACACAAAUUAAAUGAUCUGAAAAUUUUGAUUAAUUAGUAGUUGUCUAAGCUUUUUUUGUUGUGUUCUUAUUAUUUACUAGUGUUGAUAUGUGUUUAAGGCUUUAAGCAGGACAAAACCUUUUUUUCCUUUUUUCUUCUAAUGAAGAAAAUUAAAUGUAUUACAGACCCAAGUGUGGGGGAGGUCAUUUCUCUUUUACUUCUCAUCUUACAUCUUCAACUUUAAGCCAUGUUUAUCUUCAA